This is a messenger RNA of Peronospora belbahrii, 1365 nucleotides long. NCBI's taxonomy places the organism in Eukaryota, Oomycota, Peronosporomycetes, Peronosporales, Peronosporaceae. The record is from the annotation of a GenBank genome assembly.
AUGGUGUUGACACAUUCUGCCGCAUGUGAUUGGUGGGUUAAGAAAACGAUACUUGGUACUGUCUACGUGUACAAGAUAUAUAUACCCGCCAAUCAAAUAAGAGUAUUACAAUUGCAUCACUUUCGAUCUUCUUCUCGAUCUACACACGAUUGUAAGCGACGCAAUCAGUAUUUAACUGUGUCGUCUAUUCACUCGGAAGAUAUAAAAGAUUUAAACGAUUUAGAAAAAGAAAAGAUGUUGGACGAAGGUUUAGUAAUCUACCUGAAUAAUGCACAUUCGUGUCUGGAUUAUGUGGUGGGUGCUAACGACGUCGAUGAGUUUGAUGGUGCCAAGUUUGUGGUCAAGCAGAUUUGUUCGGACUGGAAGGACGCAAAGAAUGACGACAUGUUGGUCAAGAUUAUCGUAGGUGGUAUCACUAACCGCCUCUAUCGUCUCAUAUGGAAGGACAAGUCGGUGCUUGUACGUCUCUACGGAGACCACACGGAUGAGUUCAUUGACCGCAACUUUGAGAACAUGCUAUUUGCCUUGCUGUCAGAGCGCGGGUUUGCCCCUACGUACUACGGUCGCUUCAAGAAUGGCCGCAUCGAAGGCUGGCUGGACGCAAAGCCGCUGGACCCUAAAAUGAUGGGCCAGACCAAGCCCGUUAAUUACCUGCAGAUGAUUGGCAAAGAACUGGGCGUCAUGCACGUCAUGGACAUCCCGGUGGAACGUGUGCCUGUGCUGUGGACCAAGAUUGAGCGGUUUGAGAAGCUGGCGAGGGAGCUUAAGUUUAAGGAUCCGGUCAAAAAUGCUGCAUUGGAGAAAAUGGACUUGGCAGGAUUGUAUCAGAAGCUGCAGUGGCUUAAGUCGGCGCUGCCAUCGAACCAGAAUCGAAAUGGUAAGGACCUGUUGGACGCUCUCAACACGGACGCGAUAUCAAAACAGGCGGAGGCUUUUGCGUCUGACGUCGUGUUCUCUCACAAUGAUUUGCUGAGCGGUAACAUUCUGCACAACCCAGACUGGGAUCGUGUGCGAAUUAUCGACUACGAAUACGGCGGCUACAACUACCGUGCGUUCGACUUCGCCAAUCACUUUUGCGAAAACUGCGGUUUUGACCUGGACUUGGCGCAGUACCCGAGCAUUGAGAAGCAGUUUGCGUUUUUUAAGGCGUAUAUGAGUUCGGCAGCACCCACAAUGCUGACGGAACUGGAAGCUAACCGUGAGUCCAAGGCAUUUUUCCAUGCGUUUUAUGACGUGGUGAAUCGCUAUGCGCUUGCUUCACACAUGUUUUGGGGAUACUGGGCGCUUGUCCAAGCAGCGCACUCGAAGAUUGACUUUGAUUUCUUCGGCAACGCUGCGAGCUGUAGCAAAGGCAAAACCAUGUAA